Messenger RNA from Podarcis lilfordi (Lilford's wall lizard), 10489 nucleotides. Lineage: Eukaryota; Metazoa; Chordata; Lepidosauria; Squamata; Lacertidae. The record is from the annotation of a GenBank genome assembly.
AUGGCUGCUGCAGGGGGUUACAUCCGGAAUCUUUGUGAUGAAGCCACUUGCUCCAUCUGCCUGGAUUACUUCAAGGAUCCAGUGACCAUCCCGGAGUGUGGGCACAACUUCUGCCGAUCCUGCCUUGUCCUGUUCUGGGGGGAAUCAGAGGCAGAGGCUUCCUGCCCUCAGUGCAGAAAAACAGUCCAGAGAAGGAGCCUCAUCCGCAAUCGGCAGCUGGCUAACGUGGUAGAAAUAGCCAAGAAUCUCAGCCUUCAAGAGGGAAAGGAGGAAGGAGGGAAAGGAGGAGUCUGUGAGAAGCACCAGGAGCCCCUGAAGCUCUUUUGCAAGGAGGAUGAAGCCCCCAUUUGCUUGGUGUGUGACAGAUCGAAGGAACAUGAAAAUCACAAGGUGAUUCCUCUGGAGGAGGCUUUCCAGGAAUACAAGGUAGGAGAUCCCUGGAUCUGGAGGGGGAGAAAUAAAUAGCUGUGGAUUCUUCUUGGGAGGUUUGCUUUUGAAUUCUCAGGUCCAAAGUAGGCAUGGCAUGAAUUGGUGGUUGUUUAUUACCUUAGAAGCAGCCCAGGGGAAGCCUGAGGGCUCCUGGGAUGGCUGGAGGGGGAAGCUGAAGUCUUUCUCUCUGCCAGGGGGACAAAAGGAUCUUCCCUUGAAAUACUCACAGCAGCUUCAAAGAUUUGAACUGGGACCUUGGCAGGGAGAGAAAGGGUUAACCACGUCCACAUCCUCCAGCAAGGUUGCUUUGUACUAUUAAGAACAGUACAAAUGUAAAUGGCACAUAGACGACUAAGCACAUGUCUCCUUUGGCUAGCAGGAUGCUUCCUCAAUGCUCUGCAAAACAGAGCGCAGCAAGGGAUCAGCGGGGGGGGGGAUGGCCAGGAAUUGACCAGGCGGUGCAGGAUCCCCCCCACAAAAAAAUCUUUUGGAAGCAGAGAGUGGAGUGGAAGCACCUACUGGUGGGGAGCACGCUUAUUGGGGGGGGCUGUGCAAUGAGGUUUCAGGUGGGGGAGCUGAGGAUCUCCUCCCAUCCCAAAUGGCAAAGGACUCAGUGAUUCAGAGUAGCAACUGCAGGGCAAGGGAUAUAUAUAUAUAAUGCCUUUUAAUUUUAAUCCCUUUUAAAAAUAUCACUUGUUCCACUACAGUGGUGCAAAAAUGCUCCUGUGCCAAGCAGUGCUACUAAUGCCACGAAAUAGUAAUAAUAGUGGGGAAAAAGCUGGUCCCUUUGAACUGGCGGGAGGACCAGACAGCAAUCUUCUGACCGAAGGAGCUACUUGGGUGGAUUCUGGCCACAGCAAGAACUUCUUUGGCCCAGAAAUGGAAGAAGCUGCAGCACUUAAAUCUCCCCUGGUGGCCCAAGCACACGUGGGCUCUGGCUACUGCAGAGAAAAUAACUGACAAAUAGCAGAAAACCAGAAUUGCCAUCUGACCCAAAAGAGGGGUUUGGAAUGGGUGAAGUUUUGAGAAGCGCUGCUCUAUCCCUGCACCUCUCGCCUCUUGGGCUGACCUCACUAUCUCUUUGACGCUAGACUGGUACAUCCCAGGUUGGAUCCUGCCUUAGCCCUUCCUUCUCCUCCUCCUCCUCUUCCCACUUCUCCCUGAGACCUCAAGAUGAGAAGUCAGGCUGGGACUCCCAAGGAAGGGAGAGGAGGCUGAGAGAUCGCUCCACAAGGGAGGGUGUUUGAGAAAAGGGGAGGGGCUGCCAGCUCUGCAGGCAAGGGGGGACCUAACUGGGAUCCUGAGCCCCACAGGGGUGCUGCAGAAAGUAUGUAGUUUGUCUGUACUUUUAUUUCCUCCAGGAAACUACUUUGCUAUUCUAGCAAGGCCACUGGGCGCAAGAAGCCAUUGUGAUUUUCAUCUCUCUGUGUGUCUCAAUCAAAGCUGAGUUUCCCUUUUCUCUUUAGGGAGAGAUCUGUCGCCGCCUGGGGAUUCUGAGGAAAGAGAGAGAGGAAAUUCUGGCCCAUCAAGCAGAUCUGGACAAGGAAAGCAAAGACCUCCUUGUAAGUGUCUCUGUUGUUACUAGACAGGGAACAAGCACUUGAGACCUCCAGGUAUAGGGCAGUAUAUAAAUUCAAUAAAGAAGAAGAAGAAGAAUCGAGUCAGGACUGAGAAGUGAUGGGGAAAUCUGCCCAUUUCAGCUUCUCCUCAUUUCUCAUUUUUCAUAUCAGUCUGUUUAUUAAUUUAUUGUUCUGAAAAUGAAUCAGAUGUUAGGGUAGCUACCUCCUUGUAUAAAUAUUCUGAUCUGUACUUUACCCUCAUAAAUACAUUUUUUGUGAAUAUUACCUGGCUGGGUGAAGCUUGAAAAUAUCAGAAUUUUAAAGCUCUGUUUUGGUCUCCAUAUUUUUUCAGCAAGAGCAAAUGAGGCAAAUUCACCUUUGAAUGCCGCUAAAUUGAGUUUAUUUCCCCUUAUCGUUUAUUAUGUGAAUAGCAGUCGAAGAAGAAGCCUGAGUGAAGGGAGAGGGAAGGGUUAACCCCACCAUGUAUGUAGGCCAGCAGUGGUUUCCUGCCUGGCUUCCUGCUUCAGUUAUGCUAGGUAUGCAAACAUAUAGAAUGCAAAGCAAAUAACAUAUAGAAGGGGGGGGAAGGGGGCUUAGCUAACCUAAUAAGGUAAUGAAUUGUAUCUCUGCCAGCUGAUUGGGGAGCAAUUGAGGAAACAAGCUUGCAACUGGGUUUAAGAAUGCUUGUAAGACACAAUAGAGGGGCCGCCAGUAUUUGGAAGCUAUUCCGCUGGCUGCCUCUGCGCAGACUUUGCAAUAAACUUUUUCUCUGUGAAACCACACCCUGGUGUUGCUUAAGUCCUUCACACUCCCGGCGAGGGUACGAGGUGACUGGAUCCGGACCCUGGGAUCAGAUAUCCCAACAUGAGGACUUGUGAGCUGAAAGGGUGGAAGCAAUUCAAACCAAAUCCUGAUUUACCAUAAAUAUUACUAAAGAAUUGUCUUUCUAAAUGUGGGCUCUUGUUCAUUUUAAGUAAACUCAGGCCAUUAUGAACCUUUAAAGAAAACAGGGGAGCUAUGGGGAUGAACUCUGCACUUUGUCCUCCUCCUCCUCUGUUUCUGUUGCCUUCCAACACCUAAAUGGCCCCAGCCUAAAUUGAGGGGUGUUUUAUGUCCCUGGAUGUUCUCUGAACAACUGUGAACUCUGGUUAUGCCAUGCCCCAAAACAUGCAGGGAACAUCCGUGGCUAGGAAAAAAGAACUCCUUCCUUUAGGCUGUAUCCGUCUGCAAACUAGAAGUCAACAGAAACAGCAAUGGAGAGGCCGCCCCUCAAAAUAAAGGUUUACUUCUUUAGCCACUGGAGGUUUCAUGUCUAUAGAAAAAUCAGAAGUGUCCUCCCUGUGGAAUUCUCGUAAUUUUCUUUCUGCUGUUUCGAGGCUAAGCACCAAACACACUCAGACCUCCUCUUUUCUUGCAGAAAUUAACAGAAACGGAGAGGCUGGAGAUUGUGGAGAAGUUCAGAGAACUGCGCCAGUUCCUGGAAGAACAAGAAGAAGGUCUGCUGACUCAUGUGGAAGAGGUGGAGAAGGAGAUUGCAGGGAGAAGGGAUGAGCAGCUGGCCAGACUCUCCAGGAAACUCUCCUCUCUUGAGAGGAUCAUCCAGGAGAUGGAGGAAAAGGGUCAGCAGCCAGCGAGUGAACUCCUACAGGUAAGACGGUGGCAGGAGCAGCCCAAGGCUCCAGGAAGAGGCUGCCUCCAAUCCUUUAUGUGCCCCCUUUCAUGUAUACAAGGAGUGCAGGGGCUCAGAUGAUGGAGCUUCUAGUCAGGUAUCUAAUGGACAGGAAGACCCAAGAGACCUGGGAUGCUUAACUCACCUGAAUGCAGACUAGAGAUUCUUCUGUGUUCUCGAUGGAACAGGAGGUGGUUUUCUGCUCUUUGCUGAUGAUUUGUCUCCAAAUGCCUUCCUUCUUGGCAAUGCUGCCUUCCUGCCCUGGGCUGGGCUUCAGCGAGGAUUCAGGCCUCCUUCCAACAUGAGCCAGUCUCUUGACGAAGCUUCUCUUCCCGUUCCCUCCACAACUUCUGGGUUGAUCACCUUCACAGUGGAUCCAGGUCAGCCCCAAAUGGUGCUCAGUCACAGUGACGAAAGAGCAAGACAGAGGGACUCAUCCAGACUGCUGCUUGUCCCACCCCUUUCCUCAAGGAAAACCCGCUGUUUGCUGCUGAAUGAGAGCAAACAUCAGCCAGGUUUUAUCCAGACUGACGUUUGCUUUGAUGUUGAACUAAGGAGCAGGUUUUCCCUGAGGGAAAGCGGCAGGGCAAAGGCAAAACCACUUGGACCCGUGUUUUCUGGGCACAGGAAAAGCAGAAGUGUGGAUGAGCCCAAAGAAACACUGAGCUGUUUUAUUACCCCUUUGGAGGCAUUUUAUUCUGCAGGUGCUUUUUUAUUUCCAGUUGGAAAGUAGAAUUUGAAAUUUGGGGACUUCUAUGGAAGACAAUUUGGGACAGUUCCCUGGUAGGAUUAACUUGUAGGCUUCCUUACGUCUGAAUUGCACAAUGCAAAUGGGAUUAAAGUUAAUAAAUUAUAAUCUAAGACAAGAGAUGGGAUGGAAUCUUCUCCUGAACCCACAAAUAUUAAAUUUCCCCAAAAUGCUGGUGGAUUUUCAUAAGGAUUCUUAAAAAAUAAUUGUAAACAGAUGUGGAAAUGUGGAGAACUUGAUACUGGAAAAAUUAAUAAUUUCAGACUGGAGAAAUAAAAGCUGUGAGAAACCAAAACUUAUUGAUUCCACCAUCCCUGCCCACAACCUUGCCAUGUGCCAGGCAGACUGACAUCUGAGGGCCAGGGUCUGAGGGGGUCUUCCUAGUGUGGCCUGUGGUGUGCAGUGAAUUCCCUUCUCUUUUCCCCUCUAGGAUGUGAGAAGGACCUUGCAGAGGUAAGUGGAUCCUGCUCAUUUCCAUUAGCAUCACUCCAUGAGGCCGGGAUGCAAGAACCUCAGACAUGGCCCUCCAGGGGCUGCAGGGGGGAGACUGUGGGACUCACUCCCUGAGGCACCUCACAGGUAAAAGCAGGGCCCCCUCUUCUGAACUUGUAGCCCCCCAAUUCUCCCUCCAAGGAUCAAGGUCAGCUGCCUCCUCCCUCCCUCCCCACAUCACUUCACACAGGGAUGGGGGCUCUUUUCUUUCUCUUCCACCUUCUGUUCAUUGACUUUGGUAAUUUCAAACAUGUAGAAGAGAAAGUGCCAAAGAUCCCUGGGAACAGCUUAGGACGUACCAAUAUAUUUCCACGUCCCACUGGAAGCCCCCCCAACUCUGGUAACACAGCCCCUUUGAGGCACUUAGGGAGGGAAAGUCUGUUUGUCUAGAAUGGGUUGGCUCUUUUUCUUGGGAGUGUUUCCAAUGUGAGAGGCUGAAGGUGGUCUUGAGUGGGGGGUGAAAGUCAGGUUGUUUGAUGCCUCUGGAGGGAGAGUCCCAUGGGGCAUGGGGUUGCACACUUCCUGUGUGAGAGAGGGGUGCAGGGAGGGUGGAGGUUGUUCUCCUUGACCGCUUGGCAGCUUUUGACAUCACUAACUAGCCAGUGUGGUGUAGUGGUUAAGAGCGGUGGACUCGUAAUCUGGUGAACCGGGUUCGCGUCUCCGCUCCUCCACAUGCAGCUGCUGGGUGACCUUGGGCCAGUCACUCAGCCCCACUCACCUCACAGAGUGUUUAUUGUGGGGGAGGAAGGGAAAGGAGAAUGUUAGCCGCUUUGAGACUCCUUAGGGUAGUAAUAAAGCAGGAUAUCAAAUCCAAACUCCUCUUCUUCUUCUUCUUCUUCUUCUUCUUCUUCUUCUUCUUCUUCUUCUUCUUCUAACAUCCUCUAGAGAGGCUCAGGGAGGGAGGGAUUGCAGGCACUCCAUUUCAGGGGUUUGGCCCUUACGUCCUGGGACCUUCUCAGAAAGUUGUUAUGGGGCAGCAGAGUUUGAAGCCAUGGGAGGCCUCCGGUGAUGUCGCACAGGGUUUCCCUUGUCCCUUGUGCUGUUUAGCAUCCUUACGAAGCCAUUGGCCAGGGCUUGGAGGUGGGUGUCAACAGAUCAUGUUGAAUUACCUGUUGGGGAAAAAAAUUCAACUUUGUUCAUGUUAUUGAGAUCUCCUGCAAUAAUUAGGGAGACGGGGCCACAAUGGGGCCAUUCAUUGUUUUUAUUUUCACCAGGUAUGAGAAAAGAGAGAGUCCAGAGAACCCACUGCCUUUCCCUCCAGAAGUGAGGAACAGGAUCUUGGAAUCCUGUGAUCUAAAUCACCUUGUGGAGGAUACAAUGAAACAAUGGAAAGGUAACGAAAAAUGGCUGCCAGAAUUUCACACAUGGAAUUCCAUUAUUUCUUCAGAACUGAACAUGCCAGGCUCUUACUGCAUGGAAUUUAAUAACCCCUGGAUACCUUCCUUCUUGGUGCUCCAGCCUUCAUUUCCUGUCCCCUAGAAUGGCCCGUGUAUAUUGUGACCCUGGAUCCUGUAAAGAAAGCCUGUAUCUGUUUUCAGUUAUAUGGAACCUCCUUUUCCUUUUGGUUAGCAGUCUACACAGUCUGGGGUUGUCCUGCUCUGAAUGGAGUCAAUUCAAGGAUGCCACAUUAUGAAGUGUUACUUUUGUAUGGAGAUUUAUUUCAGGUGGAAGAGUGUUGCCCUUACACUUUAUAUCUUUUUGCUUCCUCAGAUGCUGUGUUAUACAGAAAACAGAUUCCGGAAGGUAAAUUUCCAGGGGAGGAACAAUUUGACAGGAGGGAUGGGGACUGAUAUUUCAUGGGUGUUCCUGUCCAUUCCGCAGACUUUGGGACCCCCAUCAAUGGCGUCACUCUGGGUAACAGUCCUCUAGUGGUGUUUGGGUUCUUUGUCUGUCCCAUGAAUGAACUGGGAGGGAGGUUGAAGGCUUGGAUUGGGGGCAGAGCUUGUCCCUGCAAACAACCUGAACACCAGUCUGAGUUCCAUUCCUGCCUAUAGACUAGUAUCCUGGUUUCACCCUCAAUUUAUUUCCUAAAAUCUGUAUGCUGCUUGUUUGUAAGGAAAAUCCUCAGAGCCUUACAAUGUCUUACAAAACCCUUAAGAAAAAUCCUGCAGGGUCAGUCCAGUGUCCCUGUUUUCGAGGUCUCAUGUAUAGGGAACCUCCCUUGCAUUUUGUUUUCCCUCCACACAAUCUGGAGAGGUUCUUUUGCGGCUUCUCUAGAUUUGCUUGCAUUUCCCCCUCGUGAAGUGUGUUAAAGGGGCACCCGCAAGCACCCAGUCCCUCCUCCACCUCCUGGCCAGGCUGGUCUCCCAGCAGCAGAGCAAGGCCUGAGCUGCCUCCUCCUCAGUUUCAACCUCAUCAGCCAUCCCCAUCUCCUGAGACUUCCCACUGUUCUUAUGAGAUCAGCCCCAUUCCAUGAGAGACGACUUCCCAUUGCACGAGACCCUUGGAAUUACAUGGCAAAGCUCUGCAGCUUCUUCCUCUGCAAUCUGGUUUGUCAGCAUGCUUGGAAAUUCCGCUUUCAAGAGCUUUUCCCCACCAGUUCACUUGGCGCUGAUGUUAACUUUCCUCCAGCCAUUCAGUACAGAUUCCCAUUUCAUUCGUGGAUUCUGAAUGAUUGUAUUCCACCAUUUUCUAGUAUGGUUUAGCAUUUCUGAUUUCCCCAUGGAGUCAUGGAAUAGUAGAGUUUGAAAGGAUCCUAAGGGUCAUCUAGUCCAUGGGUAGGCAAACUAAGGCCUGGGGGCUGGAUCUGGCCCAAUCUUCUAAAUCUGGUCCGCAGACUGUCCGGGAAUCAGCGUGUUUUUACAUGAGUAGAAUGUGUCCUUUUAUUUAAAAUGCAUCUCUGGGUUAUUUGUGGGGCAUAGGAUUUUGUUCAUUCCCCCCCCCAAAAAAAAAUAUAGUUCGGCCCCCCACAAGGUCUGAGGACAGUGGACCGGCCCCCUGCUGAAAAGGUUUGCUGACCCCUGAUCUAGCCCAACCCCCUGCAAUGCAGGAAUAAUAGCUAAACACAUUAGUUGUUUUAAUUCCUUAGGCCUACAGUUGUUGUCUUUCAAUUACUUGUUUUAUGAUGUCAUCUUUUGCUUGAAAUAAGGAAACAACAGAUGCUAUGUUAUGGUGAUGUUUUGUAAAAAGAUUUUCUUUGAACUAUUGCACUGUAGACCAUUAAGCCUAUAUUUUUGCUUCCUCAGAUGUCCAGUCACUCAGAAGUCUCCAGAGAGGUAAAAUUCACAUGGAGACCCCAGUUCACGGGGGGACGGGACGACUAGUGUUUCAUGGGAGGUCAAGAGUCUCUUCUGUACAGUUCAGAACCAUCCACAGCUUGACUCUAGCCCUGCUGUUUGUGCCACAAAGGCAGAGAGGGUGGACUUGAAGGGGGGAGAGAAACUUCCCAGAAGGAUCAGGCGGAGGAGGGAAGAGUUUUACUCCUGGCUAGAGAGAGUUGGGUUGCUUUUCCAUCAUGUGACCUUUUUCAGGCCUGGUUGCCAUGUGUCCUCUUUUUCCUAGCCAUGUCUUCUAUUUUCAUGAUCAAAAUUUCUUAAAAUUUGUAUCGGGGCAGAUUUUUAAAAUUUGGCAGAAUGUCCCCAAGUUUUAUUUUGUUGUUUUUGGUUUACAAGAACCCAUGAAAAUUUUAAUAUUGCAUUAGAGCAGGCAUAGGCAACCUCAACCCUCCAGAUGUUUUGGCACUACAAUUCCCAUCAUUCCUGACCACUGGUCCUGUUAGCUAGGGAUCAUGGGAGUUGUAGUCCCAAAACAUCUGGAGGGCCGAGGUUGCCUAUGCCUGCAUUAGCGUCAGAUCUAAGGCACCCAGUUAGGCUAAUCUGCAGCAGAGAAUCACAACAAAGCUGCAUCUUAAGCUAGCGACAUACUGUAAAAAUCCCUUCUCUUGUGGCUGAACCAAAAGGACGCUGGCUCAGCUACAAGAUCUUGGAGGAGGAGUCCGGGAGGGCAAGAGUUAAGACCCCCCUGCCCUUAAGGAGAGUCCACAUGCAGAUGUUCAACAGGUUAAUAAAUUGUUCUGUGCACACCUACAUUCAGAAAGAUGUGAACAUGUGCCCAAAUAUUUCAUGUGGCAAAUGAGGGAGCUAUAUGUAUUCUUACUAUUCUUUUGUUGUUGAAAGUUAAGAGCAUUGCUACUAGCAAUAUAUCACACCUACUACAGCCUACAUAUAGUAGGGGUAUUUCAACUGAGAGUCGUCAUAGCGAACCAUGGUUAAAAGUCAAAGUUGGCCAAUGUGUCCUCUUUCUUGCUCUUCAAAAUAGGGCAGCACUUGCCUAGCAUGACUGUCUCAGCCCCAAACUGGUAACCUUUUGAGUUAUUCCCCGCUUCUCUCAGGGAACUAGUCUUAAGGUAUAUAUGAAAUCCCAAAGAGAAGCAUGGAAUAAGCAGUCCUUUGUAAAAUUGCCCUGCCACCUGCCUCCUCUUCCCUGGCAGCAAGGCCUGAACUUCCAAGAUGGUUGGGAGGAAGGCAAGGAGAGACCAAGUGGGUGAGAGAGAUGGAGAGCAGGAAUAAACAGGCUCCCCACUUAACACGAUUUUCACUUUUGUGCACGAGGGCCCAGAACAUAACCCAUGCAAAAGUGAGGGGAAGCCUCUAUGUGGUUUUGUGUUGUAUUUUUAUGCUGUGAACCACCCUCAGACCUAUAUAUGAUGGGCAGUAUGCAAAUGUUGAUAAUUAUUAUUAUUGUUAUUGUUAUUAUUAUUAUUAUUAUUACAUGGGGGUCCUCAUCCCCCAUCCCAACCCAGAGGUCCCCAAAGGCCAAUUCCCACAGAGAUUGUCAGAGGAAAGCAGCUUCUCUCCUCUCCUGCCUCCUCCAAUUCUCCUCUCUUUCCCCUUAGAUAACACAGAAGAGCUGAGUAAAAGGUUUCCUGGGUGGUUUUUCCCCUUAGAAAAUGCCUGGAAUUAUUCUGAUCAAAGUCUGCAAGGAGGCGUCUCAAUGUCCCAUGUGAUGCAGAAGAAAUCCCCUUGACCUGAAAGGGAAUCUGGGUUUUUGGGGUGUUUCUUGGAUUAGGAUGUCCAUCUCUCUCUCUCUGCUGACUCUGCCUGAUCUUCUCUCUCCCUCAUCUUCUUCCCAACAGCAAAUGUCACUCUGGAUCCAGACACAGCCCAUCCUGAACUCAUCCUGUCCAAGGAUGGGAAAAGCGUGAGAAAGGGAGACAAACCUCAAGCCCUGCCUGAUAAUCCUGAGAGAUUCAGUGACUGGCCUUUUGUGUUGGGACGUGAGGGAUUCACAGCAGGCAGACAUUUCUGGGAAGUCACUGUGGGAAGUGGGAGAUGGUGGGCUGUGGGGGUCGCCAGGAACUCUGUGAGGAGAAAGGGCAGCUUCUCCCUUAGCCCUGAGGGAGGGAUCUGGGCUGUGGGGAAGCCGGGAGGGGAGUACUUGGCCUACUCAUCCCCUGCUUACUCUCCUCUGUCCCUGAGUGAGGAGCCCAGGAGGAUCCGGGUGACGCUGGACUAUGAAGGGGGACGUGUGUCUUUUUCUGACUCCGACUCAGGAGCCGAACUCUACACGUUCUCAGGAGUCUCGUUCUCGGGAGAGACCCUCCUCCCCUUCUUUUAUCUGGGGAAAUAUAAAACCCCCCUCAGUAUCUCCUGA